CCGCCGAACCCGUGUAUGGACGAGGCGAGGAAGGAGGCGGAAAUGGUGAUGUUUGGUGCCAUUGACGAGUUGCUGGAGAAGACUGGGGUGAAGCCUAAGGAUAUUGGGAUUUUGGUGGUGAACUGCAGCUUGUUCAAUCCGACGCCGUCUUUGUCCGCCAUGGUUGUGAAUCACUACAAGCUUAGAGGGAAUAUUGUGAGCUACAAUCUUGGUGGGAUGGGUUGCAGUGCUGGCCUUAUUUCUAUCGACCUUGCCAAACAGCUUCUCCAGGUGCACCCAAACUCUUAUGCCCUAGUGGUAAGCAUGGAGAACAUCACCCUCAAUUGGUACUUCGGCAAUGACCGCUCAAUGCUUCUCUCCAACUGCCUCUUCCGAUUGGGCGGUGCUGCCAUCCUCCUCUCCAACCGUUCCUCUGACCGCCGCCGCUCAAAGUACCAACUCAUGCAUACUGUCCGCACCCAUAAAGGUUCAGAUGACAAAGCAUACAGCUGUGUUUUCCAAAAGGAAGAUGACACAAAAAGAGUCGGUGUUGCUCUCUCAAAAGACUUGAUGGCUGUUGCUGGAGAAGCCCUUAAAACCAACAUCACCACACUUGGCCCAAUAGUCCUACCCAUGUCAGAGCAACUCCUCUUCUUUGUUACUUUGGUGGCAAGAAAGGUGUUCAAGAUGAAGAAUAUCAAACCCUACAUCCCGGAUUUCAAGCUGGCGUUCGAACACUUCUGCAUUCAUGCUGGUGGGAGAGCAGUGCUGGAUGAGAUGGAGAAGAACCUUGAGCUCAGUGACUGGCACAUGGAGCCUUCGAGAAUGACACUUUAUAGGUUUGGGAACACUUCAAGCAGCUCUUUGUGGUAUGAACUGGCUUACUCUGAGGCCAAGGGAAGAGUGAGGAGGGGUGAUAGGAUGUGGCAGAUUGCGUUCGGGUCGGGUUUCAAGUGUAACAGUGCUGUGUGGAGGGCUUUGAGGACUGUUAAUCCAGCUAAAGAGCAGAACCCUUGGAUUGAUGAGAUAGAUCAAUUUCCUGUUGAUGUGCCUAAAGUGGCAAAAUGCAAGGCUUCGUAAUUAACUAAAACCUCAUUCUUUGGGGGAAGAAAAUGUUAACUGUAUGAGUACUAUAGGUCUAUAACUCAUACAGCGUUUGGUGUUUCUUUGUGAUGCUGAUUCAUUUAAUGUAAUUUUUUCAUAAUGUUUGGUUGUUACGAAAACAUAACAAUACAAAUGCCUUGAGAUCCGAAACCAGGUCCCCCAAGUUCUACAGCAACAGAGCAAUGAACAGGGGUGAUAGAGUUUACAACAGAUUA
Messenger RNA from Prunus avium (sweet cherry), 1298 nucleotides. Lineage: Eukaryota; Viridiplantae; Streptophyta; Magnoliopsida; Rosales; Rosaceae. The record is from RefSeq and is a predicted model, not a curated record.